Messenger RNA from Ctenocephalides felis (cat flea), 549 nucleotides. RefSeq lists its product as uncharacterized. The transcript is spliced from 2 exons. Lineage: Eukaryota; Metazoa; Arthropoda; Insecta; Siphonaptera; Pulicidae. The record is from RefSeq and is a predicted model, not a curated record. The annotation marks the transcript as partial.
AUGGAAGUGCGUUUUGGCUAUAUACGAGUAGAUAUUGGAGUUGAUCCAUUCACCAAGAAACCUCUCUGCUGGGAGUCUCCUGAUUUAGCAAACCACGCAUUGGUGUUUAUGAUGGUGGAUUUGAAAGGGCAAUUCGAGGCCACCCCAGCUUAUUUCCUUAUUACCAAAUUGAAUGGAGUUGAACACGCUAACCUUGUUCAUUCUAUAACCUAUGACGGUGAUCGAGUGAAUGAAUCCAUGGUGCAUUCACUGGGAGCACGUACGAAAAUUGAAUAUUCCGGUGCAAAACUUUUCCCAGCAACUGGUCACAGUGUGUGGUUAUUUCCAGAUUCCUGCCACAUGUUGAAAAAUGCUCGCAAUGCACUUGUGGAAAUGAAAAUGUUUACUGCCAGCACGAACCAAACCGUUGACUGGGGACACAUUUUAGGUCUAUGCAAAAUACAGGAAGACCAAGGUCUUCACUAUGCAAACACAUUGACAGCACGACACAUUCAUACUUCUGAAAAUAAGAUGAAUGUUAGAUUGGCAGGCCAGGUUCUGAGCAACUCU